Molecule: messenger RNA, 3355 nt
Organism: Fundulus heteroclitus (mummichog)
Lineage: Eukaryota; Metazoa; Chordata; Actinopteri; Cyprinodontiformes; Fundulidae
Gene: sonb
Product: protein SON
Exons: 20
Coding region: 28-2850 (940 amino acids)
Biological process (GO): regulation of mRNA splicing, via spliceosome; regulation of cell cycle
Molecular function (GO): RNA binding
Source: RefSeq, a predicted model, not a curated record
UCCUUUUUUCUGGUUGCACACCGAAACAUGGCGGCCAACAUAGAACAGAUUUUUCAGGAUUUUAUCUUACAGAAGAUCCGUGAGAUAGAGGAGCAGAAGGAGGAGAGAGGCAGCGAGGCUGCAGGGCCGGACCGCGAAGGGACAAGUCCCGACCCGGACCCCAGCGAGUCCCAACGGAGACAGAGGAAGCCCAAAAAGCACAAGAGCAAGAAGAGGAGGCGGAACCACGAGAAGGAGAGCAGCUCAGAGUCCGGAGCAGAGAUGGAGGGGGAGAGGAAGCAUCAGCCCAGGAAAGGAACACCGGCUUCAGAGAACAAGGAGCAAGGUGAAGACCACGGCAGGAAGUCCAGGUCCCAGCGAGAACGCUCAUCAGGGAAGAAGAAGAAGAAAAAGAAGAAGAAGAAGAAGAAGAGGAGGCGGAGGAGAAGUGGAGAGAACACGUCAGAUUCAGAUUCAGAAACGGGGUCCAAGCAGGUUAAUGAAGGUUUGCGAGGCCGACAGGAGCAGCUGCCGGACAUCAUCCCUAAGCAGGACAGCUCCAAUAAAGGAAGUGGAGCUGAGAAGAGGCUGGGCAGCAGGAGCCCGUGUUCUCCAUCACAUUCCAUCUCUGAGUCCCAUUCCUGCUCCGUGAAGAGCUACGCCCCCCCAUCACUGGGGCACCACUGCCAGAGAUCGCCCAGCCGCUCACCGCCCCCCUCACACUGCCAGCGCACCCAAACCAGCCCGUCUGAGAAGAGAGGACAUUUGUACGAAUGCGUGCAGGUCAACCAGUGUCCUUCAGGGAGGCUUCAGUCUCCGCUGGACGUCCUGCACUCUGCUCACAGCUCCCUGCAGGCACAGGACACAGUUAAGGAAAGACUAGCAGAGCCAACAGAAAGUCCAGACCAAUCAGAAAACCAAGGUUCUGGCUCGUCUGGACCCAAGCAGCCCAUACCCUCUGAACCGGAGCAAACCCAGAAGCUAAAGGCGUCAGAGAAGCCCAGCUCCCAUCAACAUUCACCAGCAAGGAGGAAAAGAAAGCAGUCCAGGUCCCCACAGAAAGACGUAGAGAGAAAGUCAUCAAAGAGGCGCAAGAGAUCCAAGUCCCCCUACAGGAGCUACAGGAGAAGGUCCAGGUCCAGGAGCCACUCAGCCAGGAAGAGGUCACGCUCCAGGUCGGCCCACCGGCGCUCCAGGAGGUCCCGCUCACGCUCAGCGUCCCGCAGCCGGAGGAGGCCCACCUACAGCCAGAGGGACCGCUGGAAACGCCAGCCCAGCCACUCCCCCGUGCUCAUCCUGCGCAAGAAACGCUCGCCUCCAAGGAAGGAGCGCAGCAGGAGUACCAGCCCGAAGCGCAUCAGCGAACUGGAUAAGGAGCAGCUGCUGGAGAUCGCCAAGGCCAACGCGGCCGCCAUGUGUGUGAAGGCCGGUAUGCCCGUCCCUGCCAGCCUCAGGUCCACCAUGCUUCCUCUGGCCCUGCCGGCCAUGGCCAUGAACGCAGCCAUGGCCAGCAUGACAGCCGCUUCUGUGACUGCAGCUCUGUCCAACAUGGGCACUCUGUCUUCGCUGCUGCCUCUGUCCUCCAUCAGCAGCAAGCCCCCCGGUCUAGCCGUCCAACCCAGCGCCGCCGCUCUGGAAGAGGUGAAGAAGAAAGUGGCCAAGCAGGCCAACAGCAUCAGCAUUAAGGAGUUUACCGAUAAAUGCAAGAUGAUUGCAGACAGUAGCGGAGAGCUGCCGGUGGCACUACCUCAUGUUUCAGAUGAUGAAGAUGAUGGUGCGCUCUUUGGAGGGUCUUCCAUUCGAGAGCAAAAAGUCAUCAACUUCAACAUUAAUAACACAGCGGCUCGUUCAGCAGGGCGCAGUGAUGCAGACAUGGCCAAAGAGUUUCCUGUGUCUUCAGGAUCCCAGCAUCGUAAGAAGGAGGGAGAGGGAGUGGUGGCCUAUGGAGAGUGGGUUCCAGUGGAGAAAACGGCGGACAAAGCUGCAGCUACAGCGAAGAAGGCCGCGCCAAAUGUUCCCUCCUUACCGGCGGGUGAGACGGCGUCAGAGCCAGACUUACCAGACGUGGUGGAGCAGCAGCCGGCCCCCGUGCCCGACAGCGACAGUGUUUUUCCUGAAACACGGCAGCAGCCCGUGGACAUCUCCCAGGCUGUGACGGAGAGGAUCAAAGCUCAGAGGCGAUUGGCUGAGAACCCCUAUGACAUCAGCGCCAUUUGCAUGCUGAGCCGCGCACAGGAGCAGGUGGACGCCUGGGCCCAGUCCAGCAGCGUCCCCGGCCUCUUCACCGGCUCCACUGGCGCUCAGGUCCUCAGCUCAGAGGAGCUGUCCUCCAGCGGACCACAAGCCUGGCUGAAGAAGGACCAGUUCCUCAGGGCCGCUCCAGUGUCGGGCGGCGUCGGGGAGUUCCUCAUGAGAAAGAUGGGCUGGAGAACAGGAGAGGGCCUGGGGAGGAACCGUGAGGGGACGGUGGAACCAAUCGUCAUCGACUUCAAAGUGGACAGAAAAGGUCUUGUUGCUGAGGGAGAAAAGCCACAGAAGCAAACAGGAGGACUUGUUGUAACCAAGGACCUAAUGGGGAAGCACCCGGUUUCAGCUCUCAUCGAGUUGUGCAACAAGAAACGGAUCAUGCAGCCCGACUUUGUCAUGGUUCACCACAGCGGUCCAGACCACCGCAAGAGCUUCCUUUUCAAGGUGACGGUCAACGGCGUGGACUACCAGCCUCAGACGGCCAGUCCCAAUAAGAAGCACGCCAAGGCCAUGGCCGCCACGGUGGCCCUGCAGGCCCUGGGAGAGGUUCCUGUAGAUGGACCAGGACUCUACACCGGCCCAGUCUUCACUGCUGCUUCCACCGGCCCUCUUUUCUCCACCUAGACUUUGUCACAGAGCUUUUAUUUUCCUGCUGCAAACAUCCCACCUCAGCACAGUGGGACAGGAUGUAGUCCUGCUUUUCUCAUGGCAGACUGGAACAGAACCUGGAAGUGAGCCGGUCAGUCGGUCCACCUGUGGAGUUUUUUAGGUUUUACCUAAACAGUCCCACCUGUUUUCACUGUUUUCACAAAUACUACAAUCCCUCCCAACACGGCCAUCAUAGGGUUUCUAAAGAGACAUUUCAUAUAGAUUGUAUAAAGUAUGCAUGUUCUGUAUUUAUGUAAGUUAUGUAAAUAUGUAUAAUGAGUGUAAUGUAUAGUAAGUGUUUUAAUCUUUUGUUAGUUGAAACUAGGUGGAAAUGUUUAGCUGUAAAGGACGCUUCUGGUUGUCCUGACGCAGUUUUCCUUCUAACUAAAUGUUUAUCAUACAAGGCUAUUCAAUAGGACUAAAGCCUUCUAACAUAUGCAAACUGAAAUAAAGAUUCUAUUUAUGUAACCUGGUUAAAUAA